Zymoseptoria tritici IPO323 is the source of this 819-nucleotide messenger RNA. RefSeq lists its product as uncharacterized. The coding region runs from base 1 to 819 and encodes 272 amino acids. The record is from RefSeq and is a predicted model, not a curated record. The transcript has 2 exons. NCBI's taxonomy places the organism in Eukaryota, Fungi, Ascomycota, Dothideomycetes, Mycosphaerellales, Mycosphaerellaceae.
AUGUCCUCCCCUCCCGCAGAAACAAACACAGUCCUAACAAGUCACCCAUCCUCCGGCAUAACAGUUCUGACAAUCAACCGUCCCACAGCCCGCAACGCCGUCAAUCCAGCCACCGCACUCGCCCUAUACAAAUCCAUCCUCCAAUUCGAACAGGACGCAACACAAAGAAUCCUCAUCCUCAAUGGCGCCAACGGAACUUUUUGCGCUGGCUUCGACCUCAAAUCCGUCGCCCAAAAUUCCUCCUCCAAACCGCAUUAUGACGUCCACGAUGUCCGCGGCACGAUUGCACCGAUGGGACCGUCCAGACUGCGAAUCAGCAAGCCCUGCAUCGUCGCAGUAAGUGGAUAUGCCGUUGCGGGAGGGUUGGAAUUGAGUCUCUUGGGUGAUCUGAGGGUCGUGGAGGAGGGGAGUGUGUUUGGCGUCUUCUGCAGACGAUGGGGAGUCCCACUCAUCGAUGGAGGAACCGUUCGUCUCCAAGCCAUCGUGGGACUAGGCCGCGCCCUCGACAUGAUCCUCACCGGCCGCCCCGUCUCCGCCACCGAAGCGCUCUCCAUGGGUCUCGCGAACCGUAUCGUACCCAAAGGCCAAGCUCUCUCCGAAGCGAUCAAGUUGGCACAGCAACUCGUGCAAUUUCCGCCGAUAUGUAUGAACGCCGAUCGAACGUCAGCAUAUCACGCAGCGUACGACGCAAGGAGUUUCGAGGAGGCGAUGAAAUUCGAAUUCGCGAACGGCGUGGGAGCGACGAAGGCGGAGGGCGUAGAGGGUGCGAGGAGAUUUCGAGAGGGAAAAGGGAGGGGUGGGGACUUUUCGAAGUUGUGA